GUGAUGAAGAUGCUGGACUUGGAGAGAAACCCCAGUUUAAGUCCCUAUUUAGACAUAUUGCUUGCUGAGUGAAUGUGAUCCCCUCAUUUCUUCAGCCUAACAUGUCAUCAUAGUUUGCUGUUAUGCAGAUAAAAUAAAACCCCAAUUUCCACUAACUUGAGCUUUCAGAGAAAAUGCAAUGAUUUAAUUUAAUAAGCAAUUCAUCCGUCUUUUGAUCCUCUCUUGUUUUUAAGUUCACGUAAGAGUGUUUUCACCAGAUUGUUAUUCUGUACAUGAGUGUAACAGGUUGCUGUGAACCAGGAUGGGUAAUUUAGAUGCAGGCAGCCCCUUGGGAAAUCAUUAACAAACCCAUGCAAGCAAGAUACUGGCUGAGUUUUCUCUUUGUUCCAGGACCAAUGUAUACCUGUAUACAAAAGAGAAAAGAGGGAAUAUUUUCUUUUAUAUCCUAAUAACUGUAUGUAACACUACCAGCACUUUUGUUUUCAGAGAACAGAGACAAAUAAAAAAUGAUGAGGAACUCCUUUAUUUUGUUGAGUAAAAUCUUGGUAACUUUUGUUUUCAUCCUGUGCAUCACUUCAGCAGAGAGCGCAAGCAAUACCUUUACAGAAAAAGGUCUCUCUUUGCUCGGUUACCAUUUAUGCAAUUAUUCUGUGAUAAAAAUUGUGAGCAAAACAGUUGCGUAUCAAAAAUCAUAUGAGAAACAAACACCAUGUGGAGGAUGGAUUCCAUGGAAAAUGUGCACCACAACCUACUACAAAGAAGAGUACCAUCCUAUUAUGGUGCAAGAAGCUGUGAAUGUGACAGAUUGUUGUGCUGGGUAUGAACAAGUGGGACCAUAUUGUUCUUUACCCAUAAACAGAUCCAGUGAGUUUGCUUCAAGACCUGGUGCCUGUCCCACGAAGAUAGGGGAAGCAUUAAAGAGUUCAUGCGUGUCUGACAUGGAUUGUCCAGAAUAUAAAAAGUGCUGUAAGACAUCUAUGGGAACCCAUUGUUCAGAUCCUGUUCCAGAAGAACAAACAGUGACAAAGUAUUGGUAUGAUGUGUCAGUCCUUGUGAAAAUGGAUUUCAGUGAAUUGAACAAAGUGGAUCCAAAACUUCUGAAUCACUCACGUCUUUUGCACUCUAUGAUUACUGGAGCAUUGUGGCCCAUGAACAUCUCUGUGUAUCAUAUCCAGACAAAGUCAGAAACUUAUGCAGAGACAUUAGUGUCAUAUGUCCUAGUUGGACUGCCACAACUGGUUCCAUUGGUCAAUAUUUCUUCUUUGUUGAAAGAAAUUGUGAAGAGAGUAUAUGAAGUUAUUGACAUUGUCGUACAAGAUUGUGAUCCUGAUAUGCCCAACAUUCUGAUUAAAAAUAAGUAUUCUUCUAAUUUGCUGAGAAGUUCAAGAUCUGCAUCACCUGAAAUUCAUGGAUCAGUAGAUUUGGAAUGCGAUUCUCCCCCUAUUAGAAACCACAAGAUCUUCAAUGUAACUUGCAGCAGUUUUGAAGCAUCUUGGAGUGUAAAUUCUUUGCAGAAUCAUUCAUUCCGAGCAGAAGUGUACAAAGGCAAGAAACUUGUUGAAAGAAUGGAAACCACAGAUAUGAAGCUAACUAUGUUAAAUCUAGAAGCAGGUGUAAUGUAUACAAUGGACAUCAGUUAUGAAGCUUGUGGCAAAAAUAUUACCUCCAGUAGAACUGUAAAAACAGGUGAAAUCGUGGAUCCUGUUACUACACAGGGAUCAAACGUUACUGAUAAUUCAACCACACCUUUCUCAAUGACAGAAAUACAGGCAGUGACAUCGUUCACUAAGUAUACUGAAGCAACAGUGCUGCCCUCUAGUGGCACUCAGGAGUCAAGCACUCUUCCAGCAGAGAAGGCAUUGUCAGCAUCUCAGAAGAUGAACGUAUCAGGGCAUGUCAGGAAUGAUAGCAUCUUGAAUAGCCCAGAAACAGCUACUCCAGCUCCAAAAUGGUGGGGCAAUGUAACAGUCUCAAAUGGAACUGUAGCUGAAGAGUUGAGCACUCUGCCAGCAGAGAAGGUAUUGUCAGCAUCUCAGAAGAUGAAUGUAUCAGAGCAUGUCAGGAAUGAUAGCAUCUUGAAUAGCCCAGAAACAGCUACUCCAGCUCCAAAAUGGUGGGGCAAUGUAACAGUCUCAAAUGGAACUGUAGCUGAAGAGUUGAGCACUCUGCCAGCAGAGAAGGCAUUGUCAGCAUCUCAGAAGAUGAACGUAUCAGGGCAUGUCAGGAAUGAUAGCAUCUUGAAUAGCCCAGAAACAGCUACUCCAGCUCCAAAAUGGUGGGGCAAUGUAACAGUCUCAAAUGGAACUGUAGCUGAAGAGUUGAGCACUCUGCCAGCAGAGAAGGCAUUGUCAGCAUCUCAGAAGAUGAACGUAUCAGGGCAUGUCAGGAAUGAUAGCAUCUUGAAUAGCCCAGAAACAGCUACUCCGGCUCCAAAAUGGUGGGGCAAUGUAACAAUCUUGAAUGGAACUGUAGCUGAAGUGUUGAGCACUCUUCCAGCAGAGAAGGUAUUGUCAGCAUCCCAGAAGAUGAACGUAUCAGGGCAUAUCAGGAAUGAUAGCAUCUCGAAUAGCCCAGAAACAGCUACUCCGGCUCCAAAAUGGUGGGGCAAUGUAACAAUCUUGAAUGGAACUGUAGCUGAAGUGUUGAGCACUCUUCCAGCAGAGAAGGUAUUGUCAGCAUCCCAGAAGAUGAACGUAUCAGGGCAUAUCAGGAAUGAUAGCAUCUUAAAUAGCCCAGAAACAGCUACCCCAGCUCCUAAAUGGUGGGGCAAUGUAACAGUCUCAAAUGGAACUGUAGCUGAAGAGAGAUGGACCACUCAAGAUCAGCAAAACUCUUCAGUGACCUCAUCCCCUGGAGUUUCAAACAUAGAAACCUCUCCUUUUAAGAGAAAUGAAUCAAUAGUAGAGGAGGGCACACCUGGCUUCUCAGUUGAAAGAUUUGAGAAUGUUAUAUCCCUGAAUGUAACACAAAAUCCCAAAUGUCAUGCUUUGAACCAUACCCUUGAUAGGGACAUAGGAGGAAAUGACAGCUCUUGGUCUGAUGAAAGAAACAGUACAGCAUCGCCAUCUUCUUUCAAGGCGAAUAUCUCCCUUGCUACAGAUUUGAGUGCACCAUUUCCAGCUGAAAGAAUAUUUUUUUCCAAUGUGACAAAUACUAGCUUUCAGAUUUCCUGGACUACCCAUUUUUCAGCGAAUACUACUUUCCAUGUUCUGCUCUUUGAGGAGGAAUUGCUGAUAAAGAAGGUUAAAACCCAAAGCAGUCAUCUGAAUAUUUCUGAACUAAAAGCAGGAACUUUAUACACUGUUAAAAUAAAGGCAGACUUGUAUGGAGAUGAAAGUAAAACUGUGCAGCGUAAAGUAAAGACAGCUGCCCAGAAAUUUAAUGGGAUGGUUAGGAUAGUGAAUCUGAACUAUAGCUCAGAAUUCAGCAACUCAAGAAGUGAAAAGCGCCAAAAUUUUUCAAAGAUGUUUCUUAAUGAGGUCCGUACAUCUUUGCCCCCUAAUAUUCUUCAAAAAAUGGAUGCUGGUAUGAUUAACAUUUCAAUUGUAAGUAUUAUCCCAGGAAGCAUAGUGGUCAACUACAGCCUCCUGAUUCCAAUAGACAUGGAUGCAAGGAAUGUUUCCGGGUCUCUUCUUGAAGCUUUUCGAAACAGCAGCCGUUUCGAGGUUGAUAAUAACAGUCUAUCCAUAUAUGAUAACAAUGAAUGUGAGCGAGAGGAAACAGAUUGUUCUCCUAAUGCAACCUGUUACAAUAUUUAUGGAUCUUAUGGAUGCAAAUGCAAAGAAGGAUUUGUCAAUGUAAAUGCUGAGAGACCUGGGAGAAACUGUGAAGUACUUUCUUCCAGCCUUAGUUCUGGGGAUGCACAGUCAAAAGAAUGGAGCAGCACAGCUUUACCCUUGACCGAUCCGUAUACUUCAGACCCCAUGCCUUCAUCUGCCGGAGAUAAUUUUUCCACUAGUAGCAGCAGAAGCUUGGAGAAUGCAACUGCCAACACUACAAUUAAUAAGAAAACUAUAAAUCGAACAACAAACAUUCAUGAUUUACCUCAGAAUUCGUCCUUGAUUAACAGUUCUUCUGCUGUUUCAAUUAAGGAGGCAGUUCAAGUACUGUGUGAGUUUGAAAAAAUUGUCAUCUCCAUUAAGAAGGACUUUCUGCACCAGCAAUCUAUCCCAGAAUCCUCCUUGUACUUAGGAAAUCCUCGCUGCAACGUAACCUCCAGUAAUUCUAGUCAUGUGGUACUUCAUACUGACUGGAAUGAAUGCGAAACUGAAAUACAAACUAAUACCACUCACACCAUUGCAAAAACUGUUCUUCGGAAUGAUUAUUCUUCCCAUAGGAUUAUCCGCCACUUAAAGAUUUCAAGUCAAAUUCACUGUACCUUUGAAAAUAAUCUCUUAACUUCAUCUGGAUAUACUUCAGAAGGGAUUUAUACCAUUUUUGAAGAUUUACAUGGAUCUGGACACUUCUUAACAGAAAUGCGAUUGUUUAUUGGCAAUUCUCCAAUUCCGCAAAAUUUCAGCAUCUCUGGUAGUGAUAAUGUAAUGAUUGAGGUGGGAGUUCAAACAAGAAGCAAGAAACUCAAGUUGGUUGUUGGCCAAUGUUGGGCAACCCCAACUAAUAACUCAAUGGAUCCUCAUUCAUUUCAUUUUAUACAUGGCAGCUGUCCAGUUCCAAAUACAAACACCAUCGUGAUUGCAAACGGGAUAUCCAACCGAGCCCGAUUUAAACUGAAAAUAUUUUCAUUUGUCAAUAGUUCAGUGGUUUACUUACAUUGUAAAAUCAAAAUUUGUGUUGAAAUUCCUAAAAGCACUUGCAGAACGAAUUGCCAGGGUUUCCGUUUCUGGAAAUCAGGUGAAAUUAUUGCAACACCUAAAGCAACUUGGGGUCCUCUUCACAAAUUCAGUGCUGGAUUAAAGGAAGAGAAAAAAUCUGGUCUGGGAGUAGGCUAUAUCGUCCUCAUUGUCAUCGGCGUACUUGUUCUCGCACUGGGAAUAGCAGGACUUUUAGUCUGCCGGUACAAACGCAAGGCUGGGACUUAUGACUUCAAAAGGAGGACUGAAUAUUUUAACUAUCGAGCCUUCCAUGACUGAACAUUUCAAAACAUCUGGAAGCUUUCUACAAAUAUAUUGGUCCAUGAAAUGCGUGAAAGACGUAACUGAAGCAGCUGAUACUCAGAUUAUCAGGCCUCUGAGAACUUCUUAUCAGUUUUACAUUGCUGUUGUAAACCAUUUGCAUCAUUUCAAGAGGGUAGAAAAUUCACUAGUAAUUUUGUAGUUGGAUUUACUUUUGCUUUGCCUCCCAGUUCCACAAUUUUGCUUUUAAAAAGAUAGAACACUUUUAGUGUAAGAAAGCAAAUCAAGCAAUUACAUAAAUUCAUUGUAUACAUAUAUGUUAUUAUUCUGAGACUGUAGAAUCAUCAUUUUGAUGCAGAGGCCUAAAUAUUGCAGAAUAAAAGUGAAAUGUGAGUGCUGGAAGUUUGUGAAAAGAAGGAUUCCGAAGUUGAUCAUAUGUUUCCAAAUAAGAUCUGCAAAACCUGCUUUCAUGUGAUUAAAAAUGAUGAAGAGAUUGGUUGUUGUUUUUUUGCCAUUUCGGGAGAAAGAGAACAUGUUCUUUGAUAAGAAUCUUCCUUAUAUUUAAUGUAUUUUUUUUAUACUGAAAAAAUAAUAUAAUGCAAAGUAUCCUUAUCUUGAAAUUCAUGUCUCAAUGAAGUUGUUUCUACAGAUAUCUAAUACUUAUAACAGCUUUCACUCCAAAAUUCAACUUUCACACAUAUACUUGGGAGAAAAUCUUAUUCACUCUUCAUUUUUGUUU
Molecule: messenger RNA, 5811 nt
Organism: Crotalus tigris (Tiger rattlesnake)
Lineage: Eukaryota; Metazoa; Chordata; Lepidosauria; Squamata; Viperidae
Gene: UMODL1
Product: uromodulin like 1
Exons: 19
Coding region: 507-5090 (1527 amino acids)
Cellular component (GO): cell surface; extracellular region
Molecular function (GO): peptidase inhibitor activity; calcium ion binding; protein binding
Source: RefSeq, a predicted model, not a curated record